GAGACACCUUACUCCCAAUCUUUCGAUUCGACUCAACAUCAGUUUAAUACUACGACCAUGGCAUCAAUAGCGAAAGGCUCAGCUUCCUACAAAAAAAAGGAUGGAUCUCUCGUCCUGGAGAAGGACUCUGUCACUUGGACUCCUGCAAAUGCUGAGACCCCGUCUUUAAAAAUUCCCGUGUCAACAAUUACAAAUCUCCAGGCAACCCCUGCGACAGUGGCAAAAGUCAUGAUCAAGGUCUUCGCAACCAAAGAAGGCGGUGCAGCAGAGCCUUACGUCUUCACAUUCACCUCCGCCUCUUCCGCUCGCAUGGAAGCCGAUGUCAUGAAGGAAGCAUUAACCACCUCAAUCCAGACCUUCAAGAACAAUUCCGGUACCGCAACUCCCUCCUCCGCUUCUGUUGGCCAUACCACUACUGCCGCUUCCUCAACUGCAGCCUCUGGAGCCACCUCUGCAAAAUUAGCCAGCAAACUCACAGACUGGAGCAAAACCAGACUGGAAACGGAUCUCGAACUCCAAAAAUCCCUCCUAAAAGCCGACCAAGAGCUCUCGACAACCUUUUCAGAGGCCGUCCUCUCUGGGGCCGUAACCGCAGACCAGUUCUGGUCCACACGCACACAUCUUCUCCGUGCGCAUGCAAUCGAACGGGAGCAGAAGCGCGGUCCGUACAACGUGCUCGCCACGAUAAAGUCUAAGACUGUUGACAAUGUUGUUAAGAUGUCUUUGUCGCGCGAGGCCAUUCAUGACAUUUUUGAUCAGCACCCGUUGGUUAAGAUGGUUUAUGAUGAUAAUGUGCCGAAGUUGCCAGAGGAGGAGUUCUGGAGUAGGUUCUUUCUGAGUAGGCUUUUUAAGAAAUUGAAGGGGGAUAAGUUGCUGCCGACGGAUAACACGGACCCAAUACUUGAUCGUUAUUUGGGGAGAGGUGAUGAAGAAAACUCGAGGAAGCGUAGGAAGUUGGAACAUGUUCCUAGAACUAUGGAUAUUGAGGGUAAUGAGCAGAACUUGAGUCAGAAGAAGGGGAAUGCUCCUGAUUUGACUAUGAGACCUACACGUACUGAGAACGUUCCGAUUAUCAAAACCCUAAAUAGUCUUAGCUUGAAGUUGGUGGACUUGGUCACGCCCACCGACACCGACCCCAGCCAAGUCGAAGACCAAGACGAACGCUACAUCAUUGAGCAACGCCUGAUAGACCUCCACAGUGACCCCGAGGAAGCGCGCAUCAUCCUCAACAUUCGCGACCAACGCCAGUUCUUCUCAGCAAGCAGUAAUGCCGAUAAAGCGCGCAAAGAACUCUACUCAAACCUAAAACCCGAGACUGUACUCCAAGAGAUCCAAAAGACCCUCGGAGAAAGCAACCUAAACCUCCUUACCGCUCUCGCUAGCGGUGGCACUAGUAAAGGGAGUAAAGCCCAACUCUCCAAAGCUACCACUCAAAUCGUGGCGGCAGUUAAGGACCGCAGGGAACAGAUGUUGAAUUCCAGCGGGUUUAAGAACAAAUCUGGGGGCUUACCCGCGAACGUAUUCAAUAGCGUAACGCUUGUACAUGCUACAACGAAUGAAUUCCUCCGCCAUUUCUGGCUGGCCUUCUUAUCCGGGGACGAGAAGCGCGCUGGGGACAUCGUAAAGUUGGUUAACAGUUUGAAGAAUUCGAAGGAGAGGAUUGCGUCCAUUGCCAAGACCGCUGACGAAGAGCGAGAGCUGGAGAAGGUGAGGAAGAAGAAGGAGGCGCAGGAGGAGUAUAAAAGGACUGGGGUGAAGCCGAAGCGGAAGACUACCGAGGUCGGCGGUGGGAGUAAAGUUGUUGAGGAGCUGCUGGCACCAACGAUUGUUGCGGUAGAUAAGGCGUUAGGGAAGUAUCAGGCUGCGCUAGGUAAGGCGGACAAGGGGUCGAGGACUGCUGCUGGGUAGAAUAGGGGGCUUUUGGGGAGUUAGGUUUACUUGGAGUUUGGGUUUUCUCUUUGGUGCCGGGCAGAAUUGGUGAUUGCUUAGAUUGCCCGUUUUCUUCUUUCCUUUCCCCAGAUUCAGUGUGGUUGGCUAUUUGCGAUUACUAGAUUGAUUGGUUGGUUGGGUGUAAUAUACAAUGGUUCCAAGAA
This is a messenger RNA of Tuber melanosporum (Perigord truffle), 2093 nucleotides long. RefSeq lists its product as uncharacterized. Gene Ontology annotation, cellular component: transcription factor TFIIH core complex; transcription factor TFIIH holo complex. Gene Ontology annotation, biological process: transcription by RNA polymerase II; nucleotide-excision repair; transcription by RNA polymerase I. The transcript has 4 exons. The coding region runs from base 58 to 1908 and encodes 616 amino acids. Lineage: Eukaryota; Fungi; Ascomycota; Pezizomycetes; Pezizales; Tuberaceae. The record is from RefSeq and is a predicted model, not a curated record.